AUCCUGAGCCGAACAUUCGAGUUUCGAAUUUGAUUAAAUACACGGGCGGAAUUUCACAAUUUGCGAAGCACCCAAAACCUUUCGUUAAUCUCUGAGAAAGCAAUGGAGUUGGACCCAGAUGAUGUUUUUAGAGACGACGAAGACGACCCAGAAAACGAACUCUUUCAGGAACGAGAGUCUACUAAAGAAUAUGUGGUGUACCUUGUCGAUGCUUCGCCCAAAAUGUUUUCUACAUCAUCUUCAGCUGAAGAUCAAAAGAAUGAAAGCCAUUUUCACAUUGUUGUUAGUUGUAUUGCGCAAUCACUUAAGAGCCAAAUCAUUAAUAGAUCAUAUGAUGAAGUUGCUAUCUGCUUCUUUAACACGAGGGAAAAGAAGAAUAAGCAGGAUUUGAAUGGUGUUUUUGUGUAUACUGUUGCUGAACGAGAUUCUUUAGACAGGCCAACAGCAAGGUUUAUAAAAGAAUUUGAUCGCAUAGAUGAAUCAUUUGCAAAUGAUAUUGGGAGUCAAUAUGGUAUUGUUUCUGGGUCUCAUGAGAAUACCAUUUAUAAUGCCCUCUGGGUAGCACAAGGGCUGUUACGUAAAGGGUCUGCAAAGACAGCGGACAAAAGGAUAUUGUUAUUUACGAAUGAAGAUGACCCUUUUGGGAGUAUCAAGGGUGCUGCAAAAACUGAUAUGACAAGAACCACACUGCAACGAGCUAAAGAUGCCCAAGAUCUUGGUAUCUCAAUUGAGCUUUUACCCUUAAAUAGGCCUGGCGAGGAAUUCAGGGUUAAUCUUUUUUAUUCGGAUUUGAUUGGAUUGGAAGGUGGUGAUCUUGCUUUAUUCAUGCCCUCAGCAGGACAAAAAUUGGAAGAUAUGAAAGAUCAGAUGCGAAAGCGUAUGUUCACGAAGCGCAUAGUGAAAAGAAUAUCAUUUAUGAUUGCCAGUGGAUUGUCAAUUGAAUUGAAUUCGUAUGCUUUAAUUCGUCCAACUGUUCCAGGUGUGACUACAUGGCUUGAUUCUGUAACAAAUCGUCCUUUAAAGACUGAAAGAUUAUUUAUCUGUGCGGAUACCGGUGCACUGAUGCAAGAACCUCCAAAAAGAUUUCAGUCGUACAAAAAUGAGAAUAUCAUAUUUUCCUCUGCGGAACUAUCUGAGAUUAAGAGAGUUUCAACUGGAGAUCUGCGGCUCCUAGGGUUCAAACCAUUAAGUUGCUUAAAAGAUUAUCACAACUUGAGGCCAUCAACAUUUCUUUUUCCUAGUGACAAGGAAGUGGUUGGCAGCACUCGCAUUUUUAUUGCCCUUCAUAGAUCUAUGUUACGGCUUCAGCGUUAUGCAGUUGCCUUUUAUGGAAAUCCAUCUAAUCCUCAUUUGGUCGCCCUUGUUGCUCAAGAUGAGAUUAUUAUUAAUGGUGGUCAACUUGAGCCACCAGGAAUGCACAUGAUAUACCUUCCAUAUUCUGAUGACAUCAGAAAUAUUGAAGAGUUUCAUUCUAGUACAGAUGUUGUGCCUCGAGCUACUGAUGAUCAAGUUAAAAAGGCUGCUGCAAUGAUGAAACGCAUUUACUUGAAAGAUUUUUCAGUUUGCCAAUUUGCAAAUCCUGCAUUGCAGAGACACUAUGCAGUAUUACAGGCCCUAGCUCUAGAAGAAGAUGAGAUGCCGGAUAUCAAUGAUGAAACUCUCCCUGAUGAGGAAGGCAUGGCAAGACCUGCAGUUGUUAAAGCUAUAGAAGAGUUCAAAUUGUCUGUAUAUGGGGAAGAUUAUGAUGAGGAAAGUGAGUCUGCGGGCAAUGGAAAAGUGAGUGAGGCCUCAAAAAAACGGAAAGCAAUUGCUGAAAAUGCAGUUAAAGAGAGUGCAAAUUAUAAUUGGGCAGACCUAGCGGACAAUGGAAAGUUGAAGGAUUUAACAGUGCAAGAGUUGAAGUAUUACUUGUCAGCACAUGGCCUUCCUCUUACAGGAAAGAAAGAAACCUUGAUCAGUAGAAUAUUAACACACAUGGGAAAAUGAGCAAGUAUGCAAUUGUUAUGCUUUGUAAUCCCCUGCUGUAAUUUAAGCAUAUUGCAUUACAAGGAUAAAAAUAUUGUAUGAAUUUCUUGUGGGGAUAAUACUAUCCAGCUUUCUCAAA
Mangifera indica (mango) is the source of this 2104-nucleotide messenger RNA. Its product is annotated as ATP-dependent DNA helicase 2 subunit KU70. The record is from RefSeq and is a predicted model, not a curated record. Gene Ontology annotation, cellular component: Ku70:Ku80 complex; nucleus. The transcript is spliced from 19 exons. Gene Ontology annotation, molecular function: DNA helicase activity; damaged DNA binding; double-stranded DNA binding. Gene Ontology annotation, biological process: telomere maintenance; cellular response to gamma radiation; double-strand break repair via nonhomologous end joining. The coding region runs from base 103 to 1986 and encodes 627 amino acids. NCBI's taxonomy places the organism in Eukaryota, Viridiplantae, Streptophyta, Magnoliopsida, Sapindales, Anacardiaceae.